Molecule: messenger RNA, 1898 nt
Organism: Artibeus jamaicensis (Jamaican fruit-eating bat)
Lineage: Eukaryota; Metazoa; Chordata; Mammalia; Chiroptera; Phyllostomidae
Gene: B3GNT8
Product: UDP-GlcNAc:betaGal beta-1,3-N-acetylglucosaminyltransferase 8
Exons: 1
Coding region: 487-1680 (397 amino acids)
Cellular component (GO): membrane
Molecular function (GO): protein N-acetylglucosaminyltransferase activity
Source: RefSeq, a predicted model, not a curated record
CAACGACACAGCCACAGCUGCCGGACCAGAGCACAAGGCAGGGAGCUGAAAGGGCCUGACCAGAGAGAGACCUGGGGCGCCAGAGCCAGACCCAGAGGUAAAGAGGAGGGAGCAGAUCCCUGGCUCCCCAGUCCCCAGGGUGGGGACAAGGAGGGCGAAGGAAGUUGGAUUUCUGCAAAACAAAGGAGCUGACCCCAGUGAUCCUGACUUCGGGUGAGGGGGAUGAAUAGAGGAGAGGGUAACAGGCAAGUGGAAGGGGUUGGGCUGAGCAAAAAGAGCAGGUGUUGGAAUGGGAUUGGAGCAGUGAUUCCAGGACCAGGAAUAGGGAAAGGAAAGAGCUGGGUCUCUGGUUGGGGACCAGUCUAGGGUCUGGGACUAAGAGGCUACCACAGGGAUUGGUGGGGACUGUGAAGGCCCAUCCUGAACUCCAAAGCGCUCUGUGACUCCUGUGCAGCUCCAGCAGCCACCCCUUCCCUGGGCUGGGUCAUGCGCUGCCCCAAGUGCCUUCUCUGCCUGUCAGCACUGCUCACACUCCUGGGCCUCAAAGUGUACAUUGAGUGGACAUCAGAGUCUCAGCUGAGCAAGGCCUACCCGGGACCCCAGGGCACCCUGCCAGUGCUCACACCUGCCAGUCCCGAGCCCACCCUGCCGGCUAACCUCUCGGCCCGUCUGGGCCAGACUGGCCCACUGUCCUCAGCUUACUGGAACCAGCAACAGUGGCGGUUGAGAGCUCUGCCCAGUGGGGACAGCACUGAGGCAGGGGGCUGUGGGGCUUGGGGAGCUGCUGCUGCCGCUGAAAUACCUGAUUUCACGUCCUACCCCACGGACCUUCGCCGCUUCUUGCUGUCAGCAGCUUGCCGGAGCUUCCCUCUGUGGCUGACUGAAGGUGACAGUGGCCAAGUACCCAGCUGUGGGGAAACUGACACCCCCUAUCUGCUGCUGGCUGUCAAGUCGGAACCAGGGCACUUUGCUGAACGACAGGCUGUGAGGGAGACCUGGGGUGGUCCCGCCCCUGGAAUUCGGCUGCUCUUCCUUCUGGGGUCUCCAGUGGGUGAGGGAGGCCCUGACCUAGGCCCACUGGUAGCCUGGGAGAGCCGCCGUUACAGUGACCUGCUGCUCUGGGACUUCUUGGAUGUUCCCUUCAACGAGACACUCAAGGACCUGCUGCUGCUGUCCUGGCUCACCCAGCACUGCCCCAGCGUGAGCUUCAUCCUGCAAGCGCAGGAUGAUGCCUUUGUGCACACUCCCGCCCUGCUCGACUACCUACGGGCCCUGCCACCCGGCUGGGCUCGAGUCCUCUACCUGGGUGAGGUCUUUACCCAGGCCAAGCCCCUCCGGAAGCCUGGAGGACCCUUCUAUGUGCCUGGGUCCUUCUUUGAAGGUGACUACCCAGCUUAUGCCAGCGGGGGUGGCUACGUCAUCGCUGGGCGCCUGGCACCCUGGCUGCUGCAGGCGGCGGCCCGUGUGGCACCGUUCCCCUUCAACGACGUCUACAUUGGCCUGUGCAUCCGUGCUCUGGGCCUGGUGCCCAGGGCCCACAAAGGCUUCCUCACAGCCUGGCCAGCAGACCGCACAGCUGACCCCUGUGCUCUCCGGGACCUGCUGCUGGUGCGGCCCCUCAGACCCCAGGACAGCAUCGGGCUCUGGAAACACCUGCAGGACCCGCAGCUCCACUGCUGAGUCUCGGUGGGGUCAGAAGGGGAGGGCCAACCUAGCCUGGGCCCUAGGCAGGGCCUUGGUGCCUGCUCCUUGCUCAGCCUCUCUGAGGCCUUGGUGUGAGGGAGGUCCUGGAAACAUGGCUGCCUGAGCUCCUCCUGGGCCAGCUCGGGCUAUGGGACUGGGCAGCAGGGGGCAGAGGACUGUUUUUGUUUUUGAAAAACAUGCACUCUCCACUCUGA